Messenger RNA from Xyrauchen texanus (razorback sucker), 6066 nucleotides. RefSeq names its product copine-9-like. The transcript is spliced from 21 exons. Gene Ontology annotation, biological process: cellular response to calcium ion. Gene Ontology annotation, cellular component: plasma membrane. Gene Ontology annotation, molecular function: calcium-dependent phospholipid binding. The record is from RefSeq and is a predicted model, not a curated record. The coding region runs from base 103 to 1797 and encodes 564 amino acids. Lineage: Eukaryota; Metazoa; Chordata; Actinopteri; Cypriniformes; Catostomidae.
UAAAAUAACAUUUCUGCGCCGAGUGCUGGGUUAUAUUACACCUGUGACGCCCAAGUCGAGUGAGACCUAGAUUUUGGAGUGAGUCUUGCAUUCUGCAGACUUAUGUCAAACUCCCGAGGAGCUGCAAUGGCAUCGAUCGGGGAGUUUGAUCCGCUCAACAGCAGCGUACCUGCCACUAAAAUAGAGAUCACAGUCUCGUGCAGGUGUUUGCUGGAUGUUGAUACAUUUUCAAGGUCGGCACCAGUUGUUGUGUUGUACAUUCAAGGGAUUGGUACUAAAGAGUGGAGAGAGUUUGGUCGAACAGAAGUGAUUGAUAACACUCUUAACCCGGACUUUGUGAGGAAGUUUGUCUUGGAUUACUUCUUCGAAGAAAAGCAGAACCUUCGGUUUGACGUAUACAAUGUGGACUCUAGAAGUUCAAACAUCUCGAAACAUAAGUCCUUCCUCGGCCAGACUUUCUGCACUCUUGGAGAGAUUAUUGGGUCCUCUGGGUCAAGGAUGGAGCGCGUGCUAUCGGGCAUUCCAGGGAAAAAAUGUGGGAACAUUAUCUUUACAGCCGAGGAACUCAGCAAUUGCCGGGACAUUGCAACCAUGCAACUCUGUGCUAACAAGUUGGAUAAAAAGGAUUUCUUCGGAAAAUCUGAUCCUUUCUUGGUGUUUUACCGAAGCAAUGAAGAUGGCACGUUCACUAUCUGUCACAAAACAGAGGUGAUAAAGAAUACUCUGAACCCUGUAUGGCAGCCCUUCACCAUCCCAGUGCGAGCUCUCUGCAACGGAGACUAUGACAGGACAGUGAAGAUUGAUGUUUUUGACUGGGACCGAGAUGGAAGUCAUGACUUCAUCGGCGAAUUUACCACCAGCUAUAGGGAACUGUCUCGCGGACAGAGUCAAUUCAAUGUCUAUGAGGUCUUAAAUCCUAAGAAGAAGGGGAGGAAAAAGAAAUACGUCAACUCUGGCACGGUAACACUUUUGUCCUUCAAAGUGGAAUCUGAAUACACAUUUGUGGACUUCAUUCGGGGUGGAACACAGCUCAACUUCACAGUAGCCAUAGACUUCACUGCGUCAAAUGGAAACCCAUCACAGCCAUCAUCUCUCCAUUACAUGAACCCAUAUCAGCUGAACGCAUACGCCAUGGCCCUUAAAGCUGUGGGGGAAAUUGUGCAGGAUUAUGACAGUGACAAACUCUUCCCUGCCUAUGGCUUUGGGGCUAAACUUCCUCCUGAUGGCAAGAUCUCUCAUGCUUUUCCCCUCAACUCUGACUGUGAGAAUGCAAACUGUGUCGGCAUUGAAGGCGUGCUGGAGGCAUAUUAUGACUGUCUCCGGAAAGUACAGCUCUACGGACCAACCAACUUUGCCCCUGUCAUCAACCAGGUGGCACAGUGUGCGGCAGAGGUGACAGAUGGCUCUCAGUACUUUGUGUUGCUGAUCAUCACAGAUGGUGUCAUUUCCGACAUGGUACAGACUCGAGAAGCUGUGGUUACUGCUGCAUCCCUGCCCAUGUCCAUCAUAAUUGUUGGAGUCGGCCCUGCUGAAUUUGAUGCUAUGGAAGAGUUGGAUGGAGACGAGGUCAGAGUGUCCUCAAGGGGACGUGUUGCAGAGAGAGACAUUGUGCAGUUUGUGCCAUUCCGUGACUACAUCGACCGAACCGGGAACCAGGUGCUCAGUAUGGCCAGACUGGCCAAGGAUGUACUGGCCGAGAUUCCCGACCAGCUGCUUUCCUUCAUGAAGAGCAGAGGCAUCGAACCCAGACCAGCCCUCUCAUCCUCUCCCAUACCACAGAUAAACGUCCACCUCUGAUCCUAGAUCAGUUUUUUCCUACACCCUCAAACACAGCUAUAUGUCCAUGUCUUAUCUCCAGUCAGUCACUGGGGAUGCAUAUUUUCCACAUCAUUUAGCAGUAGCACAUUAUGUAGUUACACAAUAUUAAACGAAAAUCAGGAACACGUUAUUGUAUGUGGUGUUACACUUAAUAAUCAGCCAGUGAUCACUUAAAUAUCCUAACAGUUUGUGCUUGCAUGAAACGGAAGUUGUGGAGGUACUGGGAGGGUGAAUCAAACGAAAACUGCCAGAAAAUGUAUGGGUAAUAUUUCACCCCAAAAUCAAAAGAAAACAUAAGAAAGUAUUUGAGCUGUCAAUUAGGACUACCAUCAGGGCUAAGAAACUUAAUUCCUAAUAUUAAUUAACAAUUUUAAUUUUAAAGAAAUUAUUUCAGGUAGAGGGAAAAAGCUACAAGACAUCUGAUUAUUAAAUUAACGUUGUCUCAUACAAGCCAAACAGCACCAUAUUAUAACUAUUGUUUAUUGCAAAGAACAUAUCUGGGUGUUAACAAAAGUGUGUAAAAUGAUAGAGUCAAAAGAUUUAACCAGUUCAUAUUCUCAAAUCUUAUGUACAAAAGUACACUCCAAAGAUUUUCACAUCUGUAUUUGUCUAUGUACGCAUGCGCUAGACGGACAUCUUUGUCCAUUACGAUGCAUCUUGUUUUUUUAAGUGUGUUGUGCAGGAGCACUGCGUUUUUUUAGACACUGUCAGCUUAAAAGGAAAUUAAAUCUUUUAAACACCUGCAUUCAUUUUUAUUUGUUGUGCUGCUUCUGGUUUUAGCUCAAGAAUGUGAUCGGUCUAAACAACCAUGUCUUGAUAAAGUAGAGGUAUGUACAAACAAACAAAAUUUUCUCCAAAAUACUUCAGCGUGGACACGUUCACAAAAAAGGUGAGCAGCCUUAAUGAAGGAGCAAAGUGGAUCUAUUUCAGGGAGCAUGUUUCUUAAAAAAAUAUUGACUGGGUAAAAGUGGUGUAACAGUUUAAAGGACACCUCCUUAACCUUGUUGGUAAUUAAAUUCAUCGUCAGUACUUUGCAUACAUCUGAAUUUCAAAUGAACAUUUUACCAUUGAAAUGUGUAUUUUUAUUUUGCAUUUGACAAAUAUUUGAAUUUGAAUUUGACAGCUUUACUGCCGAUUUAACACGUUCCUCAAAUUAACGCAAUUAAUCAUGCUCCCUGAUCCAUUUUCAAUGAUAGUAAUAAAGUAUGCAUUUUUGUACCAUUGGAGCAAUUCAAGCUGUAUGUGUAACUUACAGACAUGUCAGCAGGGGGCAGUUAAAUAAACAUUACUUAAAAAGCUCAUUAUGGUGUAUGAAAAAAAUAUAUAAUUUAAAUUUAAAAGCACAUUUGUACAGUGCCAUUUUAAGUAUAUUGUACAUUAUUGUAGUAUUUGUUCUACUGCCUUUCGUUUAUGCUGAACUUUAAAAAGCAAAAAAUUGAGAAUAAGAUUUAUUUUUUCAUUACAGUAAUGAAAAGUUUUGGUGGAAAAUGUGCAUUAUUGUAAUAAAAAUAAUGUCACACAAGGAAAACAUCGUAAUGGGCAUAAAUGUUCGAUAUGCGAAAUAAAUAUUUUUCCUUUGGAUUCUGGGGGGAAAUAUGACCUGGACUUUUCUUUGUGAAAUUCACCCAGGAACACAAGCUGCUGAAACAGAAAGUGAGCGAGUGGAAGCACAGUCUGUCGUACGCCGUAAUACCCAAGCACACCUCGCAUGCACAUGUCACCUUUAAUGGCAUCUUUGUAUUUCACAUACAUUUGUUUCAUUCUCUCACUGGCUGAAUGAGUUGCGCCGGCAUACUUUUGAGUGUGUAAAUAUUUUCUAAUUUGUGCACGAUAUUGAAAGGAGGUAAUAAGAAGCUAAGUCAGGCAGAAAAUCAGAUGCUUGUACAGGAAUGCCUCAAGUACACCUAAUUACCUACUGAAACAGAGGUGCCAAUCAGUGCAGUUCAUCCAGAGAGAGGAAGAUUGGGGGGGAAAUAUCCAGAGUGUAAUCAGGGAGAGAUUAGUGGUCUAAGGAAGUAGGUAGAGGAAUGCAAUGACAAAGAUAAAUUAGGUGAUCACUAAAAUGAUGAGCGAGAGAGGACGAUGCUUUUGGAGCUGUCGGGAUAGAGGUGGAUUUUUUGCGCACACUGCCAUGUUGAAAAUUCUGAUUGCAGAUCCAAAAAUGAUUGUAGACUCUUUGAAUGUUUGUUGAGAUCAGAACAUUCCAGUGGAAUCAUUUAUUUAUCAUUCCUUACAGUGCUUGCAAGGCAACCAUACGUAUUAAACUUAACAAGCUUAACCACUUAACAAACAGACUCCAUUUAAAUGUAGUUUUGUAGAUAACUUCAGUCUUAGAUGUGCUAUCUAUUUUUGGUUUUUAUAAACUUUAUAAAUCCCAUUCAUUUACAAUGAGAGGCUUUUUUGGCAUAUAUGCAAUUUUUUUGUCAUUAUUUUUUGGUAAAACUAUCUAAACAUCCUUUAAACAAGAAAAAAUUACUUUAUAAGCAGAGUGACAUAUAAGUUGUCUUUUUUCAAAUAAACAAAAUCUAGAGAUGUUUAUGCUUAAAUGUAUUAUUAUUAUUUUUUAAAGUUGCCAAUUGGGUAAGAAAAAUAUACUUGCCCCUUUGAAGGGUUUUUCUUACUACACUGGGAAAUGUCAAUUUUGUUAGAUUUUUCUGAAAACAAGACAAAAAUAUUAUUAUUAUUUUAAUUAUUUUUUGGACAAAAUACACUUUUAGCAGAUGUACUCAUUUAAAAUAUAUGGCAGGCAAAAUAUAUUGAUGACUCAAGCUGCACUAUACUCAUUUUUGUCUAAUCAAAUGCUUUCUAGAAUGUCCUCCACCUGCAACAGACCAGCAAAUAGCAAAUCAUGGUUCAUGUCUAUGACAAAGCUAAAAUCUAUUGGUUAUUUAAUGUAAACCAAAGACCAGAUUUUAGAAUUAAACUGUGAAAGACUCACAUUGACUUACAAUGAUGCAGUUUGCCUUGUAAAAUAUAACAGACAGUGAAGACGUCAUUGUAAUAUUUGCAUACUGAAGUCUGAUUGGUCUUCCUUCUUACAUCUAUUAACAUACUGAAUCGGUCUUUUCUUUCUUGCAUCUAUUUAAUCAUAUAGCCAUAAUAUAUAGCAUUUACAGUGCAAAGACAAUGUUUCAUGUUCAUAUUCGUAUUUAUACAGAUUAAAACACUUAAUUACCUAAACAUAAACACUAUUCUUUUACUGCCAUGCAAGCACUGGUAUUUCCUUAAGGAAAUGCAAUUUUAGUUCAUUUGACAUGCAUUAUUGCACUGCACCACAAUGUAUGGAUGUAUCUAUCAUUCAUAACCCUUGUUGCUGUGAUCAAAAUGUUGCUCAGAUAUUUUCAUGUUGAAUACCGUUUUGAAAAUGCUCUCCAUAUUUAUAUAAAGUAUAUACUAAUCCAAGUGUUCUAACUGUUGCUAUAAAGUAGAUAAUCCAUGUUUGUUUCAUAGUAAAGACAGCUAUAUUAAACACAGCUGCUUUUGCCAAAGUGUUACAAUGUCUAACAUUCCUGUGAGAACUGCGUAUCGAUAUGUGUGAGGCAAAGAUGUUCCUUUUAUACCCCUUUGUCGUGUUUUUAAUAAAGCAUGAAUGUCUUGUGUUAACGUCUAAAGAGUCUGACAUGCCUUGCCCCAUAGACUUCCAUUGUGAGUGAAUUGCAACCCGAUUUUUGUUUGUUUUUACAAACUGAGGGACCAUCAAAUGUAUUAUUUUGGUGGUAAACAGAAGAUAACAGAUGUUAUCCAUAGACUUCAGUACAUUCCUUUAAAUGAACUAAGAAUUGUAUUGUUCAUGUUUGGAGAUUUGCAGUAGCUCUUCAGCUCUUCGCUGGCAUCUGGUGGUGAAUAUAUUGUAUGCUAUUGCUGAACCAUAACCUUUCCCCCCUAGUUUUAUGUUGGAAGAAUGUAUGUGUCAUAUGAAAAAACAAGAUAAGCACAAUAUAAUAAUUUUUGUGUGACAAUACAGCGAUACAAAAGCAUUUGCAGCAUUAACAAACACCAGAGAACAUUAUAUAAGAGUUGCAGAAUUCAGUGUGUCGCAAAUCAUGUCCGAAAGCUUUGGGAAACAGAGGAUGUCACUUUUAAAGUUAAAGAGCUCAUCUUGUUAUAAGGAAGUGACUACAGUGAUGAUCAAGAUGAAGUGUUGAUUGUAUGUGACUCAUGAGGGUCUCUUGACAUCUGCUGGAGAUCUCUUUAGAACACAACCGGUUUGUAGAUGUUUCAUUCAACUGCAUGACAGAGAAAGUAUAA